Rasamsonia emersonii CBS 393.64 is the source of this 1467-nucleotide messenger RNA. RefSeq lists its product as uncharacterized. Gene Ontology annotation, cellular component: membrane. The transcript has a single exon. The record is from RefSeq and is a predicted model, not a curated record. Gene Ontology annotation, molecular function: fluoride transmembrane transporter activity. The coding region runs from base 1 to 1467 and encodes 488 amino acids. Gene Ontology annotation, biological process: fluoride transmembrane transport. Lineage: Eukaryota; Fungi; Ascomycota; Eurotiomycetes; Eurotiales; Trichocomaceae.
AUGCCAGCCCAGAUGUUCCAGAAAGAGAAAAAACCCUCUUCACCUGAUGGCGGGCAUGGGCCUCCUGGAAGCAUACAAAAUCGUUCUUCGGUCGAGAAUGACGAUCGAUAUACCUUUCCACAGGCUGAGAAUAAUCUCGAUGAAGUCGCAGCGCCAUCUCCAGUAUCGGAUCCGUCAGAGAGACACACGCGAAGGCAUGAAUAUCUUGAAAAUGUGAGAUCUCGUACCUCGGGAAAUGCACCGCCAUCAGAAUUCCACGGACAGCAAAGUCGAGAGCGAGGUCCGUCACUUCGCGUGGAGAUGUCUGGAGGACUUGAACGAGAGGAAUCGAUAAAGGCGACUCGUAUAUCGGAAUUCCUGACAAAGCUGUACACCAUGUCCUACCUGAUUGUCUUUGCGAUGAUUGGGACGCUUACCAGAGUUGUUAUCGAGACUUUGACGUUCUAUCCAGGAGCGCCCGUGGGAACAAGCGCUCUCUGGGCGAACGUCGCUGGAAGUUUUGUUAUGGGAUUCCUCAGCGAGGACCGUGAACUCUUCCGGGGCGACAGCGCCCAAGUCAGCAUGACCGACUCGGAGACGGAGAAUGAUGCAUUAUGGAAAGCUCAUGAAGCGGCACACAAGAAGACCAUUCCUCUGUAUAUCGGUCUGACGACGGGCUUCUGUGGGUGCUUGACGUCAUUCUCUACUUUCAUACGAGAUGCGUUCCUGGCGAUAUCGAAUGAUCUUCCGUCGCCUCUGGCACCAUAUUCAGAGCUCUCGUUGUUCCAGUCAACGACCACUAAGGCUCCGAAUGGAGGAUUCAGCUUUAUGGCAGUCAUUGCCGUGUUAAUCACCGAAAUUGGUCUUUCUAUGGCUGCACUUUUUUUCGGAGCGCAUAUGGCUAUUUUUGCCUCCUCGUGGUUACCGCGAAUACAUCCUAGAUUUCUGCAACAAUUUCUUGAUCCGCUGACGGCGAUUAUUGCUCCUUUAUCGUGGAUAGCAACUAUUUGUCUUGUUAUAUUGUUGCCUCAAUUCUCAACAGCAAAGACUUUAUGGAGUCCUGAGAUCUGGCGGGGUCCGUUUCUUUUCUCCCUUGUCUUUGGCCCUGUCGGAUGUCUUGUUCGAUUUUACGUCUCACUGAAACUUAAUCGACGAAUACCGACAUUUCCACUUGGAACCUUUACUGUCAAUGUUGUCGGGACGAUGAUCCUGGGAAUGGCCUUCGCACUGCAACAUGCAACAAUUGGCUCUUCCGUCUUCGGUGGAGGAAGCUUUACUGGUUGUCAAGUGUUACAGGGAAUUAUGGACGGGUUCUGUGGAUGCCUGACGACAGUGAGCACCUUGGUUUUGGAGCUAUCUGAUUUAAAACGACAACAUGCCUAUGUGUAUGGCAUCGUCAGCGUCGCCGCUGCAUUGGCAAUGUUGGUCGUGGAGAUUGGACCUUUGAGAUGGACCAGAGGCUUUACAACCCCAGCUUGCUUUGUGUGA